UGCCACCUGCCAGUGCCCAUCAGUGCCACAUUUCAGUGCCCAUCAGUGCCACAUAACAGUGGCCAUCUGAGCUGCCUUUCAGUGUCACCCAUCAGUGCCAGUCAGUGCCACCUAUCAGUGCUGCCAAUCAGUGCCAGUCAUCAGUGCCGCCUAUCAGUGCCGCCUAACAGUGCCAGUCAGUGCCAUCUAACAGUGCCAGUCAUUGCCACCUAUCAGUGCCAGUCAGUGCCACCUAUCAGUGCCAUAUAUGAGUGCUGCCUUUCAGUGCCCAUCAGUGAUGCAUGUCAAUGCCCACCUACCAGUGCCUCCUCAUCAGUGCCACCUAUCAGUGUCCAUCAGUGCAGCCUAUCAGUGCCCAUC
Staurois parvus is the source of this 360-nucleotide messenger RNA. Lineage: Eukaryota; Metazoa; Chordata; Amphibia; Anura; Ranidae. The record is from the annotation of a GenBank genome assembly.